This is a messenger RNA of Sungouiella intermedia, 4119 nucleotides long. NCBI's taxonomy places the organism in Eukaryota, Fungi, Ascomycota, Pichiomycetes, Serinales, Metschnikowiaceae. The record is from the annotation of a GenBank genome assembly.
AUGCCAUAUUUUUCUUCCGGUGCGAAGGAUUCGGCCGCUCCCAACAGGCCUGUUGCUAUCUCACACCGCAGCAAUAGUGGCAGUCGACGACCCACGCUUGCUAGUGCGGAAUCCUCGCUGUCAGCGGGCCAUUCGUCGGGAAACGGGUCUUCCAACGCCCAAUUCGGCGGCAAGCGCUUGAGCAGUGAUUCUAAAUCGUCAGGAACUACUGCAAAGGCUCCAGGCUCAGAGACCAGACGUUCCAGGCCAAAAUCCAUCGGACUGGUUAUCACCAACAACAUUCCCCAUACAAACCAGUACUUAUCACAAGAGCGCAUGUACCUCAAGAGAAUCCGUAAUCAGGGCAUGGACGAUUACUACACAAAGCGCAUCGGUGGGGGCGACGCAGAACUCAAAGAAUCAGACACUAGCAAUAACGAUGAGGACGAAGAGGAGGAAGGGCUCCUGCCCUACGGAAACUCGGACUUUCUCACUGAUUUGGAUGAGGACAAAUACCAGAUUGACUAUUCCUUGGCGUUCGACAUCAUGAAGCGCACAAACUCCAAGUUGAGCAUAGACCAUAAUGUGAAAACCAUCAGCAAGGACACCGUAGAGGAUCCUGGCGUGUUGGAACGACUCGAGUGGCAAGCCAUGUUGUCCUCGGUGCUUAAUGGAGACGUUGUCCGUUCGGAAAAGACGAAAAUCAUCGAUAAUGCCAAUCAUGUGGAAGCUCAAGAGUCUUUCCUCCAGGCUCACUACAAGGAGAAUCUCUGGUAUGGUAUUCGAGCAAAACUCUUUGACAGAAGUGAAGAUGAUCAACGCAAGAACACCUUGUACAGAAGAACUCAAGUGGACCUGUUGAUAGAAGAAAUUCUCAAUUAUGAGGUUUCAUACGAAGUUGGAGCCAAGUCUCCGCGUGAUCAAGUGGCCGAAAUUCUAGAUAGAUACGAUAAAGCGUGUGAAUUGUGGCGAACGCUAGAGGAGAUGAAACAUGAUAAGCCAGCUUGCAGAACAGAAGCUUUUCAUGACCGAAUCGAUGCAUUGACUGCUUGGCUCAACAUUGCUGACGGAAUUGCUAGAAACACGAAGUCUUUCAUACAAUGGAUUGGAAACGAUGAGCUAGACGUUACCAAGGGUGUCCAGAACAGACGACUUGAGGACGAGGUUGACACACUGUCGCUCACAAGAAGUCGAGAUAGUAAAGUCAAACAAAUUUUCGAGGAAGAUAACAAGUCUUUGGCAGAUAAGAUUGUCAAGGAGAAAGACGUACACACAGUGUUUAGGAAGCGAAUCUUCACGCCGUUGGCACCAUGGAUUGUUAAGUCAAAGGAAACAUACAUUACUUUGGGCCAUAUGUUUGAAGUUCUCAAAUUGCCAGACUAUGGUAAUCAAUUACUUGACCUAUGUCUUGUCCCAAUGCGAUUAAUCAAGGAGAUCAUCACUAUUCGUAUGGCUCUAGCAAAGAAGUUGGAAAACCCAACGUUAAUGAUGAUCGACCAGAUGAUAGACGAUAUGAAGUCAUAUAUCACUAUUGCUUUAGAAGUAAAAGGUGGAAUCAUGGACUUCUGCAAGCCAGAUCUGAGUAAGACGUGGAUUAUCGAAGAUCUAUUUGAAAAAGAUAUGGCAGACUUUGACACUGUGGUUCUACUGUGCGUGCGUUACUUUUUGGUUUUGCUAAACAAGAAGCUUGUGGAUAGCUCUAGGUCGCCAUAUUUAUUCCGUACAAAUAAGGAGCCAGAAGAAUUAGAGGAUGCGUGGAACUACUUGAAAUGUCUUGGUGAUUACAUUGACGGUGGUAGCAUGGUUGUGGCUGAAAACGUCAUUUCCAUCACAUCCCGACUCUGCCUGAAGUUGUUAGCUUAUCUCAAUCACCAAGUGCGUAACCCACCACGGCCCGCUCCUGGCUCCACUGAUCUUCUACGUUGGUACAACUCUACCACAGAGAAUUUUGGUCAGCUUCGUCGUAAGCUUGCCAGAUUUACUGGUGAGAUGUCAAGAAGCUUUACCAACUCCUUCAUUUUUGAAGUCCCAGGCCAUCAAACGAAGUCAAUUCUUGACAUCUUGAAAGCAACGAACCAUUUUCUUGUCUAUACUGGCUCUUCGGAGAUGCAGGGAAUGUAUUUCUUUGCUUGUCCGGAACUUCAGGGUAAGGAAAAUGAGAUUCUUCAAAUAAUCAGUGGAGGGUUCAUUGGAGUUGACGCAUCAGAUACAUUCAACGAGUUCACAGAUUUGAUUAACUCCAUCAAGUCGGAGUCAUACUACCAAACACCUUAUGCUAGUGAUUCAUCUAUGCAUUCUAAUGAUGCUUACUUGAUCGCUUUAUGUCCUCCUAAGCCCAUUGUAUGGGAAGGUGAAAUGAUCAAUUUAACUAUUGAGAAUAUCCCAAUAACCGAUCUCAAGGUGGGACAGCUAAUUCUUGUAACAGGGUUGUCUUACAAUAACAUUCAGGAGUCCAGAGAGAGGUUUGUGGACCUUGUCUCUGGUUCCUUGUCUAUGAAUGGAAUAGUGAAGCCUUUGGAACAACGUUCAUCUGUGACGAAAUUGCACCAGGAAAUGACUCGAAUCAAUAAAAUGUUCUUUCGUAUGACGUUGGCAAUUUUUGAUUCUGUCGACAUAGUCAUUCAAAAGUGCAAAGAGCUAACUCCCGGAAGUGAGUAUCAGGAACUUGUGAAUCAAUUCUUCAUUUACGCGCGAGAUUUUGGAAAAAGUGCUGUUAGAUGGUCUGAUCAAUCUCGAAGUUCAGUUGUUAUCAUGCGACUCAUUCACCUCUCUAUUCAGUGGGUGAGUUUCAUUUGUGAUGAUUGUAUUCCUACGGACAGAAAAACUUUCAGAUGGUGCGUUUUGGCACUUGAGUUUGCAAUGGAGAUGACCAAGGGAUUCAAUGUUUUGGUGCUCAAUGAGGGCCAGUUUGACAAACUCAAACUCAAAGUAGCAAGAUGUAUGUCGCUUCUCAUUUCACACUUCGAUAUCAUGGGUGCCAGAUCAAGCGAAGCCGAAAAGCGCAGACUUUUGAAGUGGACUUCGCAAAGACAAAGCAUUGAAAAUGCUAAUGACGAUGAAUCUGUGCUCGAGUUGUAUCAGCAUGAACUUAUGGAACAGAUUGACGAAAUUGAAAAGUACAGAACCGAUAUACAAGAGCAAUUAAACUCUGUGGGUCGUGUUCUUGACAUUACUGAUCUGGAAUAUCUGUUUGUUACAUUGUUGGCGUCCUCCUUCUCAAGUGUCUCCAUUAGAUGGCAGAAGGGUAAGUUUAUUGGAGGUGGCUCCUUCGGUCAAGUGUAUGCAGCUGUUAAUUUGGACACUGGUGGAGUUAUGGCUGUUAAAGAGAUCGUAUUCCAUGACACGCAGUCACUCAAGCUUAUUCCGUCAAUUAAAGAGGAAAUGACUGUUCUUGAAAUGUUGAAUCAUCCAAACGUUGUGCAAUACUUCGGAGUUGAGGUUCACCGUGACAAGGUUUACAUCUUCAUGGAAUUCUGUGAAGGAGGCUCCCUUUCGGGACUUCUUGCUCAUGGCAGAAUUGAAGACGAAAUGGUCAUCCAAGUGUACACUUUACAAAUGCUCGAAGGUUUGGCUUACCUUCACCAGUCUGGUGUUGUUCAUCGUGACAUCAAGCCUGAGAACAUUUUGUUGGAUCACAAUGGUGUUAUUAAGUUUGUGGAUUUCGGUGCUGCCAAAGUGAUUGCUGCUUCGGGUAGAACCAGAAACACAACGAAACAAUCAUCCGGAACAAAUAACAACCUGGAAAACCUUAAUUCUAUGACCGGUACCCCGAUGUAUAUGUCUCCUGAAGUUAUUACUGGACAAUCGAGUUCGAAGAAUGGCGUUGUGGACAUUUGGUCGUUGGGAUGUUGUGUGCUUGAGAUGGCUACUGGAAGACGUCCAUGGGCUAACUUGGACAACGAGUGGGCGAUCAUGUACCACAUUGCAGCAGGGCACAAGCCUCAGUUGCCUUCGGCGGAUCAACUCAGUGAAGCUGGCCGCCGCUUUAUCGCUAGAUGUUUGGAGCAUGCCCCACAACAGAGACCGAGCGCAGCAGAACUCUUACACGAUCCAUGGAUUGUCCAGAUCCGCCAGGUCGCAUUUGGAUCUUCGGAAAGUGGCAACACCCCUCUGUCAGAAAUUGGCCCGGAUACGCCAUGA